This is a messenger RNA of Heterocephalus glaber (naked mole-rat), 1771 nucleotides long. RefSeq names its product chitinase 3 like 1 (gene Chi3l1). The record is from RefSeq and is a predicted model, not a curated record. Lineage: Eukaryota; Metazoa; Chordata; Mammalia; Rodentia; Bathyergidae. Gene Ontology annotation, molecular function: chitin binding. Gene Ontology annotation, cellular component: extracellular region. Gene Ontology annotation, biological process: chitin catabolic process; carbohydrate metabolic process.
GUUUGGGUGUGGAAGAGGGCGUGUGAGGGGUUUAAAGGGAAGUAUGGGUCCCAGGAAGAGGCAGCUGAGCGCUAGAAGCCAGUGGGCCUGCUCUGCUGCACCAGGAUGGGGGCAAGGGGGACUCUGACAGGCUUCGCAGUUCUGGUGUUGCUCCAGUGCUGUUUUGCAUACAAACUGGUUUGCUACUACACCAACUGGUCCCAGUACCGGGAAGGUGAUGGGAGCUGCUUCCCCGAUGCCAUCGACCCCUUCCUCUGUACCCACAUCAUCUACAGCUUUGCCAACAUAAGUGACAAUGAGAUCGACACUCUGGAGUGGAAUGAUGUGACCCUCUAUGGCCAGCUGAACUCACUUAAAAAGAGGAACCCCAGCCUGAAGACCUUCCUGUCUGUUGGGGGAUGGAACUUUGGCUCUCAAAGAUUUUCCAGCAUAGCCUCCAGCACCCAGAGACGCAAGACUUUCAUCAAGUCAGUGCCAAAGUUUCUGCGGGCCCAUGGCUUUGAUGGGCUGGACCUAGCCUGGAUGUACCCCCAACGGAGAGACAAGGAGCAUUUUACCACCCUGAUCAAGGAAAUGAAGGCUGAAUUUUUAAAGGAGACGCAGGCCGGAAAGGAGCAGCUCCUGCUCAGCGCAGCAUUGUCUGCAGGGAAGGUCACCAUAGACGCCAGCUAUGACAUUGCCCAGAUAUCCCGACACCUGGAUUUCAUCAGCAUUCUGACCUACGAUUUCCAUGGAGCCUGGCGCCAAACCACAGGACAUCACAGCGCCCUCUUCCGAGGCGAGCUGGAUGGCAAGGCGGACAGAUUCAACAACGUGGACCAUGCCGUAGGGUACAUGUUGCUGCAGGGUGCCCCAGCCAGCAAGCUGUUGAUGGGCAUCCCGACCUUCGGGAAGACCUAUACCUUGGCCUCUUCUGAGAACGGUGUCGGAGCCCCGAUCUCGGGGCCAGGACUAGCAGGCCAGUUCACCAAGGAGGAAGGGACCCUCGCCUACUAUGAGAUCUGUAACUUCCUCCAUGGAGCGACAGUCCAGAGAAUCGCCAGCCAGAAGGUUCCCUACGCUACCAAGGGCAACCAGUGGGUGGGGUACGAUGACCAGGAAAGUGUCAGAAGCAAGGCACAGUACCUGAAAAGCAGGCAGCUGGCAGGUGCCAUAGUGUGGACCCUGGAUUUGGAUGACGUCCAGGGCACCUUCUGUGGCCAGAAUCUACCCUUCCCCCUUACCAGUGCCAUCAAGGAUGUUCUCACUGCGGCUUAGGCCCAACCUUCUGCACGCAGCAAGGGCCAAGGACACCCUCACACCUUCUGGCUCCAGCUGGCCCAGAACCUGAUCACUUGCUAAGUCCCUCGGCCGAGCCUCAGUUUCCCUCCCUUGGAACCUGUGAAGAGGGCCACAGGAAUGACAUUGGAGCUCAGUCCUUGUGGACAGGAGGUAGUGUGGAGCUCUGGGCUCAGUGAGCCUGGAGACCAGCCCCGUGUAACACACAGGAUCAAUAGACAUCUGCUGAUUCAUGGAAAUGUGCACAGACUCCAAGCUCAGCACAAGGAGAUUUCUGCAACUUCUUUACCCCAUCUUCCAUACGAAAGGACAGCAUUUUGGCAACAUCCGCCACCAAGUAUGCAAACACCCUACAAGACACAGUGACCAUACUAAUAACACCCUCGGCAAAGCCCAACUUGAAACCUUCACUUAGGAACAUAACCGUGUCUCCUAUCUCACUUCCCUUUUCUAACUCCACAGCUCCUCAAUAAAGUACAAGAGCUUGACAGGG